Morone saxatilis (striped sea-bass) is the source of this 574-nucleotide messenger RNA. RefSeq names its product cdc42 homolog. Gene Ontology annotation, molecular function: GTP binding; GTPase activity. The transcript has 5 exons. Gene Ontology annotation, biological process: small GTPase-mediated signal transduction. The record is from RefSeq and is a predicted model, not a curated record. The coding region runs from base 86 to 574 and encodes 162 amino acids. NCBI's taxonomy places the organism in Eukaryota, Metazoa, Chordata, Actinopteri, Moronidae.
GUGGCGGGGGGGAAGGGGGAGUUUACGGGAAGCACCUGAACGCAGCACAGCAUUAGCAGCACUCCAGCGGCUGAAAACAGACACGAUGCAGACUAUAAAGUGUGUGGUGGUGGGCGAUGGCGCCGUGGGGAAAACUUGCCUGCUCAUCUCCUACACCACCAACAAGUUUCCCUCCGAAUACGUCCCCACUGUUUUUGAUAACUAUGCAGUGACAGUGAUGAUCGGCGGGGAGCCGUACACUCUGGGACUGUUUGACACUGCAGGUCAGGAGGACUACGACAGGCUGCGACCCCUCAGCUACCCUCAGACCGACGUCUUCCUCGUCUGUUUCUCUGUCGUAUCGCCCUCCUCUUUUGAGAACGUCAGAGAGAAGGUGAGUUCAGUCAUUCAGUCGCUGUUUGUCAUUUCCAUCUUGAAGUUAAGGUACAAAACUCUGUGGGGACUUGGAGAGUGGUACCAGUUCCACCUCCUGGGCACUGCCAAGGUGCCCUUGAUGGAGGCCCCGACGGCUCGCAGGGCGCCGCUCUGUGGCAGCCUGUCACUCCACCAUCUCUCCACAUUUGCAUGUCUUUAA